Phialemonium atrogriseum is the source of this 888-nucleotide messenger RNA. RefSeq lists its product as uncharacterized. Bases 1 to 888 code for a protein of 295 amino acids. The record is from RefSeq and is a predicted model, not a curated record. Gene Ontology annotation, molecular function: acetylpyruvate hydrolase activity. NCBI's taxonomy places the organism in Eukaryota, Fungi, Ascomycota, Sordariomycetes, Cephalothecales, Cephalothecaceae. The transcript is spliced from 3 exons.
AUGGUUGUCUGGGACCGCCUCAUCCGCUUCAUAGCGACAGACGGCCGCGUACUCCGCGGAGAGCCUAUUAUUCCCUCGGCGAACUUCGAUCUGGGGACGGUAACCGAGGACACAAAACUCAAGGCCAGGGUCAUUUCCGGCGAAGACAUCUACGAUGAGACGGGCAAGACCAAGGUCACCGACGAAGUUGUCACGGUGAAGCGGCUUCUCGGGCCUCUGGCGCAGGACGACGUGGGAAUAUUGCGAUGUGUUGGUCUCAACUAUGCAAAACACAUCAAGGAGGCCGGCCGCACUCCCCCUCCUUUCCCCUUCAUCUUCUUCAAGCCCAAUACCUGCAUCCAGGACCACGACGCCGACGUUGUGAUCCCCAAGGUUGCCCAGGACGACCAGGCAGACUACGAGGGCGAGCUGUGCCUCGUCAUCGGCAAGGAUGCCAAGGACGUUCCUCUGGACAAGGCGCUCGAGUUCGUCGCCGCGUACACCUGCGGUAACGACAUUUCGUCACGCAAGCUUCAAAGAGACCCUAAACUCGCAGGAGGCGUCCCUCAGUGGGGUUUCUCCAAGGGUUUCGACACGUUCGCACCCUUGGGGCCUUGUCUCGUCCGGUCUGGUUUGAUUGGGGAUCCGAAGGAGCUCGAGUUGAAAACAAUCAUUGAUGGAGAAGUGCGCCAGCAGGAGAUGGUCUCUGACCUGCUGUUCGACUGCGCGUAUAUUGUCUCGCACUUGUCAACGGGAACGACACUGAAGAAAGGUUCAGUCAUUAUGACUGGCACACCUGGAGGUGUUGGUGCAGGAUUGAAACCCCCGAGAUAUUUAGUCCCCGGGACGGUGAUGGAGGUGGUGAUUGACAAGAUUGGAACCCUCCGAAAUGUGGUUUCCUUUGCAUGA